Messenger RNA from Puntigrus tetrazona (Sumatra barb), 2012 nucleotides. Its product is annotated as cytochrome P450 3A30-like. Bases 239 to 1756 code for a protein of 505 amino acids. Gene Ontology annotation, molecular function: heme binding; iron ion binding; steroid hydroxylase activity. Lineage: Eukaryota; Metazoa; Chordata; Actinopteri; Cypriniformes; Cyprinidae. The record is from RefSeq and is a predicted model, not a curated record. The transcript has 14 exons.
GGGCGUCACCAAGAACUGUUAAAAUACAAUGAAAGGACGUCCCUAAUGUUAUUGUGCAACAGAACACAGAGGAAGUGUGUUUUAGAAAGACGCGGGGCUUUGCUGUCUUCUAAGCCAACCUGUAAACCACGCCCCUUUCCGGUUCAUGCGCCGUUUGAUGGAAGUUAAAUACACCGACAGCAUCGUCGAGCAGUAGGACUUCAACAGAAUACAGCGCUAGACUGACAGCUGACUUACAAUGAUCGAUCUCCCAUCUCUGUCCGUCACCUGGAGCCUGGUGCUUCUGCUCCUAACACUUUUCUAUAUUUAUGGUGUUUGGCCGCAUGGAUUUUUUAAGAAACUGGGAAUCCCAGGACCAAGGCCUUGGCCUUUCUUUGGAACAUUUCUCUCAUACACUAAAGGUUUUUUCAAUUUUGAUAUGGAGUGUGCAAAGAAGUAUGGAAAAGUUUGGGGGAUCUAUGAUGGAAGGCUCCCAAUAUUAAUGGUCGCUGACCUGGAAAUGAUCAAAGCGAUUAUGGUGAAAGAAUGUUAUUCUACCUUCACUAACAGAAGGGAAACAAAUGCAGGUCUCGCUGGCCCCUUUGCUGAUGGCAUAACUAUAGUUAAAGAUGAGAGAUGGAAGAGAAUACGCAGUUCACUCUCUCCAUAUUUCACAAGUGGUCGACUGAAAGAGAUAUUUCCCAUAGCUGUGACACAUGCAGAUCGAUUUAUUAAAAAUAUGCAAAAGAAAGACAACGAGCAGCCAGUUAAAGUGAAAGAAGUUGUGGCUCCGUACAGUUUGGAUGUGGUCACCAGCUCUUCCUUUAGCAUCGACAUGGACUCCAUAAACAAUGCAGAUGAUCCUUUCGUUGCUAACAUCAAAAAGUUUUUAAACUUCAGUUUAUUCAGUCCUCUCUUUCUGAUUUUAGCUUUAUUUCCCUUCCUUGCAAAUAUUUUGGGGAAAAUGGGCAUAAGUCUUUUUUCAAAGUCAUCUAUGGAGUUUUUCUAUAGCGUCCUGAGAAAGAUUAAGGAUGAGCACAGCAAGGAAUCAAAUGAUCGAGUAGACUUUCUCAAACUCAUGAUCCAGAAUCAAAUACCUGAUAAAAAAUUCGAAGACACAGAAGAGCAACCAGCAAAAGGACUAACAGACCACGAGAUUCUGUCCCAGUCCUUCAUUUUCAUUUUCGGAGGUUAUGAGACGACAAGCACCACUCUCACUUACCUCCUCUAUAAUCUUGUAACUAAUCCUGACUGCCUGGAAAAGCUGGUUGAGGAGAUUGACACAAACUUCCCUCUUGAUACUCCCAUCACGUACGAUGCAUUGAUGAAAAUGGAUUAUUUGGAAAUGGCCAUCAAUGAAUCAAUGCGUCUCCUUCCCACUGCACCACGCUUAGAAAGGGUCUGCAAGAAGACCGUGGAGCUCAAUGGGGUGACCAUACCAAAGGACACUCUGGUUGCAAUUCCUACAUAUGUUUUGUGUCGUGAUCCAGAGCUCUGGGAGUCUCCAAAUGAGUUCAGGCCAGAGAGGUUCAACCCAGAAAGUAAGUCAGAGAUUAACCAGUAUAUUUUCAUGCCUUUUGGACUCGGGCCUCGAAAUUGCAUUGGAAUGAGAUUCGCCCUAAUGAUCAUGAAGCUUCUUGUGGUGAAGCUGCUUCAGAACUUCAGUUUGGAAACAUGUAAAGAGACACAGAUUCCUUUACAGCUGAAUGCUAUGUUUCAGCCAAAGGUUCCCAUCACACUGAAGUUUAUACCAAGAUCUCACAAGGCAAAAGAAUAAUUAAAAUGCAGAUAAUUUCAUAUAAUUAUGCAGACUAUAUUAUACAAAUUAUAUUUGUUGUAAAAAAAAAAAAAAUAAUUACCUAAAUAUUUUUUUUUAUAUUACAUUUUUACACUGUAUUUUUGAAUUGGUCUUGAUUGUUUGGUUUUGGAUGGAUGGUUGUGAUAUUUACUGGACCCUGAGCUAUUCCUGAUUUAUUCACUUUGUGUCAUGUGCUAUGUCAAAUGUAAAAAUACACUAAAAUGGUUUAACAAGA